Molecule: messenger RNA, 3123 nt
Organism: Carlito syrichta (Philippine tarsier)
Lineage: Eukaryota; Metazoa; Chordata; Mammalia; Primates; Tarsiidae
Gene: PSMF1
Product: proteasome inhibitor subunit 1
Exons: 7
Coding region: 180-998 (272 amino acids)
Biological process (GO): proteasome-mediated ubiquitin-dependent protein catabolic process
Molecular function (GO): endopeptidase inhibitor activity; proteasome binding
Source: RefSeq, a predicted model, not a curated record
CUACUUCCGGGGACCCCGCCCCUCCCCGCCCCCGGGCGUCUCCAUUUUGGUCGCAGGUGUAGUAGACCCGCCCAGAAGCAGCGCAAGAGCAGAGCGGAGUAGUAGGUACUUGGGGACCGGGCCGACUCACUGCUGCACUCUUCCCCUUUCUCCCCGUCAAGCAGAAGCCGCGGGCGCUCAUGGCGGGCCUGGAGGUCUUGUUCGCUUCGGCGGCGCCGGCCAUCACCUGCGCGCAGGACGCGCUCGUCUGCUUCUUGCACUGGGAGGUGGUGACACACGGCUACUACAGCUUGGGCGCCAGUGACCAGCCAGGUCCCGAUGAUAAGAAAUCAGAACUGUUGCCAGCUGGAUGGAGUACCAAUAAAGACCUGUAUGUCCUCCGGUAUGAGUCCAAAGAUGGGUCCAGAAAGCUCCUUGUGAAGGCUAUCACCAUGGAGAGUAGCAUGAUCAUCAAUGUGCUGGAAUAUGGUUCACAGCAAGUGGCAGACUUGACCUUAAACGUGGAUGAUUAUAUUGAUGCAGAACACCUGGGUGACUUCCACAGGACCUACAAGAAUAGUGAGGAGCUGCGGUCUCGUAUUGCUUCUGGAAUCAUCACACCUAUCCAUGAGCAGUGGGAGAAGGCUAGCAGUAUAAGCAGUCCCCACCGAGAGUUCCCCCCAGCCACCGCCAGAGAGGUGGACCUGCUCCGGAUUCCCCCACCGCACCCACACACGAGCCGCCAGCCGCCCUGGUGUGAUCCCCUGGGCCCGUUUGCUGCUGGGGGAGAAGACCUAGACCCCUUUGGGUAUCCGAGAGGUGGCAUGAUUGUGGAUCCCCUGAGAUCCGGCUUCCCAAGAGCACUUAUUGACCCAUCUUCAGGCCUUCCAAACCGGCUUCCACCAGGCGCUGUGCCCCCAGGAGCUCGCUUUGACCCCUUCGGACCCAUUGGGACCAGCCCAUCUGGACCUAACCCAGACCAUCUCCCCCCACCGGGCUACGAUGACAUGUACCUGUGAAGGCCUCGAGAAUGUAACAUCCCAGCCCUCCCUCCACUCUCCUGGAGCUGCCGCUGCUGGCCUCAUCAGCAACUGUAUUCUUGCGGGCUGGGGGCAAGGGACUCUCCCCAUGUGCUUGCAGGCUGGCUGGGAUGACCUCCCCACCCCCAGUCAGAGCCAAGGCACCUACUACAGCUCUCCACCUGGCUGCAUGUAGGUCCGGAAGAGAAUCAGUGUGUGUCUCUCACCAGCUCCUCCCCACUUCCCAGGGGAGACUCCGGCAACAUAUUCCCUCAACCUGAUGCAGUCCCAGCUGCAGCGCUAUAAGAACAGAAUGCGUUUUGGAUGUUAUUAUUAAGAACCAAAUGUCAAUACAGAAUUCGUGUUGCCGGUUUCCCAGUCUUCUCCUAAACUUAAUGCACAGCCAGACUUCGGAGUUUUUGUUUCUGUAGAGCUCAGUGACUUAUCUCCUGCCCAGGGCCCAUUCUUGCUUCCUUUCAUAAAUUGCUGUUGCUCCUGCCAUCACUAAGGUAGCUCCUUGACUGGCUGCAUGGAUGCAGAUGAGUGACUGGAAAUCCCAUAGGCCACAAGGACUUUCACAAAGGCAGACACAUUGUAGAAAGACUGCAUCACUCUAACAGAGGCAAAAUCUCCCAGUUGUUCCUACUCUGGGCCAGUUCUCUGGGAUUGUCUGUGCCUGGGCAGCAGUAGCCUAUAAGCAGAGGAAUAAACAGAUCUGAAGGCUAAUCUCAUUGGUGCCACAGGCUUACUGAAUGACAUCAAGCAAGUCCCUUCUCUGCUUAGGGCCUGUGCCUGCUAAUGAAAUCAAAAGUGCCUUUCCUGUUCGAAAAUAUUCUGGUGCCCUUUCUGUGUGGCAACCCCUUGAACAUGGGGCAAAAGAAAAAGAGUGUAGGUUUCAGGCAUCAUGUGGUGCUUACCUGUAGUCUGUAACAGGGUUCAUUUGUCUCUGGGGACCCACACAGGAACAUGGGCUCUAUCUGAGUGUGGUGCUCUGUGGCCAGACUCUCCAGAUCUCUGGUGUUCUCCAGAUCCUCUCCAGCCCAAGGCCUGACACGUGGGCAGUGAUGAGCCCCAUGCUGGAGUGGAAAGAGCACCAUAGAGCACCAGGCUAAAAGGCAUGAGAUCAAGGUGUCAGACACUUUGACUCCUCAGUUAGCGUUUCAGCAUGUGUGCGUCCUCCUACUUCUCAGCUCCUUGGAUUCCUUCCCCUGUAUUAGGACAUGUUAUUACCUGCAGGCAGCAGGCUCUGAGGCUUUUCUGAAGCAUCUGCUAGGCUGUUUUCUAUAGCCAGGGAUUGCCUGUCUGCUCAGCCUGAGAACGAGUAGGUAUAAACCAAAGUGACGCACCCAGGGUUAGUCCCAGAUGGAGACGGGACCUGGAUGGGGUGGCUAGCAUGAGCGGCUCCCUGGGUAUUUCUGGCAGUCCCCAUGGUAAGCAGUUAUUUAGUAAAAGACACCAGAAAUGGCAACUGACCACCUUGAAGCCUGUAGAGCAUCUCUGCUCUAGGGAAAGAUUUAGGUCAGGCAGAGGUGCAAAUGCAACCUAAUUGUAGCCUUCUGCCUUGAGAGCUGGCAAAUGGGUGGAAUGUUAAUUUUUAUUUUGAAAUUGGACCAUACCUGCAACCACAAGGACUUGGAACAACUUGCUCAUAGAAACAUCCUUUAUUAUGAAAGGAAGCAUUUAAAGGAACAUCAGACUAGGGACCAUCAGACAGAAGCAGGGAAGGUAGAUAACUUUUAGGACCCUGAUUUGAAGAAAAGAUGAAAUUAAAACAAUAAAUUUGCCACUUAGAUUUCUAAUAGCAAAAGUCAAAAAGAUAGGCAUAUCCAUAAUUCUGUCUUCUGAAAACAGAAAAUUGUGAUUCAUCUGCAGAAUCGGCCAUUUGUGUAUGAGUCUCCUUGCAUCAAGGAUACUAAGAAACACAGACAGUGUCUUAGAUGUUAUGGGGAGAAGCGAAUGGAGCCUUGAAGGACUUUCCAGUCAAGCUCUUGGUGCUUAUGUUGGUCUGGGCCACUUCCCUCCUUCCAGUCAUGAAUAAUCAAGUAGUGAAUGGGAAUAUUUUGGGUGUGUGUUUUGUAGAGCCCAGAAGGUUGAAACCUUAACAAUAAACAUCAGCAUUCAAUGA